CUUCCUCCGUGUGUGACCGACAAAACAGUGUUUGCCCCAAUCUUGUAAAAUUUGUCUGCACAUAGAGAUCAAGAAAGAAGCUCUUGCAAGUUGUAAUUGAAAAUUGAGGGUGCGUGCACAUUAAUUAUUUGCUUCAGUUCAGGCUGCACUAUACCUGUGUUACUUUCAAAUCUAUUUUGUGGGGUUAUUAGUUCAAGAAAUUCCUGAAGCCGUGUGUGUAGAGCAAGACUUGUGCUCAAUAAUAAUGCCUCCGUGUAUUGUGAUUUUGUGGUUCCUCAAGUUCAUGUACUUCGACACCUCAUACCUAAAUUGUAGUUGGAUUCAUGGGACUCUGAUCCACAAGAUCAAUUUGAAAAGAGGUUCGAAACUUCUUCUUCCAUUAGCAGACAAAAUUGAACAUCAAAUUAUUGACUCACCACUUUAACAUGGUCAUUUUUGUUCUUUGUUCUGAUUAUAUAAAUUCACUCAUAAAGCAUAAUUUUCCUCUCAGUCUAGUUAUCUGCAUAAUUGGGGUUAUAAAGUCUAGUUAUCUGCAUAAUUAGGGUUAUAAUGGAUAGUUAACAAAUUCUCUGAGUUACUAGCCGUGAGUCUAUCUGUUUUUUUUCCUUUUGUUUAUCAAAGAGAAACAUUUGAAGGGAAUUGAAAUUAAAUUCGGUAUGGUUAGUACUUGUCACUAUUGAACGUAUUAUUCUAAGUUUGUUUAUACUAAAAGGGUGCAUUGGUUGCAACCUAUUUAGACUCAUUUCCUUGAUUGAUCAACAUAUUAAGAAUAUAAGGUAUAGUAUUCUACCAUCACAAAGAAGGAUUACUUACUAUACGUGUCAGUCAAUCAUUCAUGUGCCCCCAUUUUCAAUCAAAUAAAGCUUUGGGGUCCAUUAAUGGAUAGCUACUGACCCACCACUCCAUUGAUGAAAUUCACAGGCUAUUAUAACACACCGUUACUCACUUUGAUUCAUGAGAAUUGACUAAAUCAGAAUCUGCCCCACAAUGCCUUUCGUUUUAACUUUUAUCUGUUUUAUCAUUUAUUCAUUGGCUCACUUUGGUCCUUAUAUAGACAUUUUAUGCUUGACUGAAUGGUAAGUGACAGAAGGGGAAGGGAAAUUGUGCGGUGAAAAGCACCAAACGCUGGGGUUAAUCCAGAUAUUGCUUUCAUAGCUCAGACAAAAAUACCUGUAGCCUUCAAUGAAAAGGGAAAAGCCUACAGACACAAGCCUAGGUUCUAGUUUGAAUGUGAAAGCCAUGCAACACAAAAUAAAGAGCCACAUUUAAGGCACAUCCAUCUACCCCUUCUGGAUCCCAUCACCUGUUUCAACCUUUCCAACCUAUCUUACAGAUUUUCUGUCAUAAAUAGAUGAGGGGUGAAAAAGUGGGAAGAAAGAAAGUUACACUAAGCUAAGUGCCUAAAGCUGUAAAAAAUGCAAGGUAUAAUUGAAUCAAUGAUAUCUAACUGUUAAGGAACUCCAUUUUUUUUGUAAUGAUGUAUAAAUAAUAAUUAUUACUGAUAUGUUUAAUGCAUCAUUUGAUCUCAGAUGGGGACCCACUAUUUUUCUUAUUUAUAUCAAACUGACUACCACACUAUUCUCCCAUAUGCACCUUACCUUUAGCAGCUUCUCUCUCACACCUUUCAUUUAUACAAAACAGCAUCAUUCUCCUUUCUGCUAACACUUUAACUAGCUUUUCUUCAUGGCUCUCUUUCUCUUUGCUAUUUUAAUCUUCAUGGCCCCUUCAAGCAAUGCCUAUUGGCCACCUUCACCUGGCUACUGGCCAAGUUCUAAAUUCAGGUCUAUGAGUUUUUACAAAGGCUUUCGAAAUCUCUGGGGCCCUCAGCACCAAAGUCUAGACCAAAAUGCAUUAACAAUCUGGCUUGAUAGAACCUCAGGAAGUGGCUUCAAGUCAGUGAGGCCAUUUCGAUCCGGUUACUUUGGGGCUUCCAUUAAGGUCCAACCUGGUUAUACUGCAGGAGUUAUAACAGCUUUCUAUCUCUCAAACAAUGAAGCACAUCCUGGUUUCCAUGAUGAAGUGGACAUUGAGUUUCUUGGGACAACAUUUGGAAAGCCUUACACUUUGCAGACCAAUGUUUAUAUAAGAGGGAGUGGAGAUGGGAGAAUUAUAGGCAGAGAGAUGAAGUUCCAUCUCUGGUUUGAUCCAACCCAAGAUUUUCAUCACUAUGCUAUUCUGUGGAGUCCCAAGGAAAUAAUAUUCCUAGUGGAUGAUGUGCCAAUAAGAAGGUACCCGAGGAAGAGUGGUGCAACGUUUCCUCUGAGGCCAAUGUGGCUAUAUGGUUCAAUAUGGGAUGCUUCAUCAUGGGCAACCGAAGAUGGAAAGUACAAAGCUGAUUACAAAUACCAACCCUUUGUGGCAAAGUAUUCGAACUUCAAAGCUAGUGGUUGCUCAGCCUAUGCACCACGGUGGUGCCACCCGGUUUCAGCCUCACCAUAUAGGUCCGGUGGGUUGACCCGACAACAAGACAGAGCCAUGAGAUGGGUGCAGAGAUAUCUCAUGGUUUAUAACUACUGUCAAGACCCGAAGAGAGAUCACAGUCUAACACCUGAGUGUUGGGGUUGAAGUGUUUGAAGUGUUUGAAGUAUCGAAGAUUAUUUGGGAGUGAAAAUAAUGUUACUUUUUUUUGGUCGCGAAAACAAAAACACUGUUGUCUUGUGAUUUGUUUUGUUUUUUUGUUUGAGAAAGUUUGAUUUAGUUUAUGUGGGUCAGUUGUGAUGGGGCCCCUAGCUUGGCAGCUGCAUAAUGCAAGAGUACGGGGUUUUGCGUCCAAGGCUCUCAAGACACGAGAAUAUUUGGAAGAUUGUGUGUUUUGUUUUUCUUUUAGACAGAGGAAAAGGAAAAGGAAUAAUAUCAAUGUCUAAGUCCAAUGAAAAAUGGGUCGGUGAAUGUGGCACCAUUGAGUGCGAAUACUAAAAAAUCACACACUUUAUUUAAUAAUGUUAUUGUCAUUUCAAUGAUGAAAACCA
Messenger RNA from Vigna unguiculata (cowpea), 2969 nucleotides. RefSeq names its product putative xyloglucan endotransglucosylase/hydrolase protein 32. Gene Ontology annotation, biological process: cell wall biogenesis; xyloglucan metabolic process. NCBI's taxonomy places the organism in Eukaryota, Viridiplantae, Streptophyta, Magnoliopsida, Fabales, Fabaceae. Gene Ontology annotation, cellular component: apoplast; cell wall. Gene Ontology annotation, molecular function: hydrolase activity, hydrolyzing O-glycosyl compounds; xyloglucan:xyloglucosyl transferase activity. The record is from RefSeq and is a predicted model, not a curated record.